Molecule: messenger RNA, 3146 nt
Organism: Gryllus bimaculatus (two-spotted cricket)
Lineage: Eukaryota; Metazoa; Arthropoda; Insecta; Orthoptera; Gryllidae
Source: the annotation of a GenBank genome assembly
UAUUAUUCUGAAUCGGUUAUUCUGUGCGCCGCAGUGGAUGUUGAUCAGCUGUGGUACAUUGGUCCUUGGUGCUUGCAGAGGUUAAACAACCUCCUUGCAAUAUUUUGGAAUUAAACAGUGACAUACUUUCUAAUCUAUUGGCAUAGUUAAUCGGGAAGCAAUGCCGGUGGAACCAAGGAAUGUGUCUCCAUUAUUACAGAUUCUUCGAAAUUUUUUGCUGGGAAGAAAAGUAACAAAUGCAUUACGCUUUGCUGACUUCAUUGCACCUCGAACACAGCCUCCUCCGAAUUUACCAGACGGCCCUUCCCAUAAAUUAGCUGUUAACUACUACUACAGUAGAGAUGGUAGACGUGAAGUAAAACCACCAUUAAUCCUCGCCGAUUCAACGAAAAAGAUUGAAGCACCUGCUGCUAAAGAUGACGCCUCAACUGGUCGGAGGGGUGUACCCAGGCCAGGCAAUGUGUGGCGUUGGGACUGAAGGAACUAAAUUGUCAACAGAUGAUAGUUGUAUAUACUGUUUGAAUGUAAUAAUUUACUAUUAGUAGGUACUGUAAUAAAUGGUAUUGUAAAAGCUGUGCGAUUUAUUUUGUGUGCCUAAAACACUGCAAUAAACCUUCUGUGUAGUUGAAAUUGUUAAAAUUUGUCAACACAUCAAAGCACAAGAAGCACUGUAUUAGUGCACAAGCUAUUACAAUGAGAAGAAUUAAAAUUAAAAGAUUUGAUUGUUCGAUUUUUGCUGCCAGUUGGAUUAUUGCAGCCUCCUUUUAACCGUGAAAGCAUUAGAAUUAUUUAAGCAAUGCAUAAGUGGAGAUAUUUUUAAGAAUUUGUUAUUUCAAAUAAUGGAAAUAUAAAACUUGAAAUUCAGCUUUUCAUAUUAAAGAAUUAUGAAGUGGCAUAUGUUGAAAAAUCAGGUUCCCAAGUAUAUUGCUACAAAGUGGGAAAAAGCUCCAGGAAAUUUAGAAGUGGGUAAACUCAAAAUUGUCAAAGCACCAGAACAAAGACCUCGUGUUUCUUUAUCUCUAAGUGAAUCUUGUCUCAUUUUGAAAGAACCUAAUGAAGGGGCAAUACCUCGCGACCACAGGUUAGACGUUUCAACAGUGACUCAUCAAACCCUUGGUGUCUUCUCACAUUCAGUUCCUGCCAAUUUAGAUGCUGUGGUUCCUGAAUCAGAAAAGCUCUGUUUGGAAGGGCGUAUUGUACAGAAGUUGGAAUGCCGCCCUUAUGCUGAUAACUGCUACAUGAAGCUGAAGAUGGAUGAAAUUCGUAAAGCAUCCAUGCCAGUGCGGCAAGUUCAGCAGCUAGACAGAAUUGUACAUAAUUUCAAACCUGUUUCCGACCAUAAGCACAAUAUUGAAUACAAUGAAACUAAGAAAGCAGAAGGCAAAAAGUCUCGUGAUGACAAAGAUGCUGUUUUGGAAAUGCUUUUUGCAGCAUUUGAAAAACAUCAGUACUACAACAUUAAAGAUUUGGUGAAGAUCACCAGACAACCAAUUGUGUACUUGAAGGAAAUUCUCAAAGAUGUUUGUAAUUACAAUCUGAAGAAUCCACAUAAAAACAUGUGGGAAUUAAAACCUGAGUAUCGUCACUACAAAGAACCAGAACAACCAGCAGAAAAUGCUACGGACUAACUCCUCUCUUCAAAAUAUUUAUAAAAGAAGUUUUAUAAUAGACAAUACUGCUAGAUUGAUAUUUUGGAGAUAUUCUCUUGCUCUCAAAAUAUUAAAACUUUGAAUGACAAUUGUUGUACAAUAUAUGUAGAAAUUGCCAGAUGUGUCACUUGGUGAAUGAUUUACUAGAUAUGAAUGUUUGAAUGAAUUGUUUUCAUCAUAUAGACAGUGAACAAAUUUUAUACAAAUGUAUUUUAUUUAUUUUUAUGCAUUCCACAUAAAACGAAAAGGAAAAAAAACCUUUGAGUGUUUUUGUUGCGACUGUGUAAGAGUGUGUGUGUUUUUUUGUUUUUUUUCCAUCAAACAGGCUUCUUUUUAAUUUGCACUAAGCAAAUUAACUAUUCUUCUUCUCCUCUGUAUUGUAUUAUUUUGAUGACUUUGUACAUUUUAGUAAAUGAUUAAUAGAAUUGGAGAAUUCAAGCAAAAAAAAAUGUUUUUGAUGAAAGUUAAAAUAAUGAUUUGUGAUGGAAUGAUUAUAAAUUAAAGAUUCGAGAUAUAAAGCAAAUUUGUUAAAAGAAGAAAUUCAUUCGUCAUUGCCUAAACAGAAAUUCAGUUUAUGUGAAGAAGAAGCACGAAACAAUUAUCUGUUUUAAAAAUUUGGUGAAUUCCUUCUUAGUGACUAUGUUUAACUUUCUAUUUUUGAUAUACUGAUAAAUAAAUCUCUACGUCUUGUAACAGUGCAGUUGAGAGAAGAUUAAUUCUUGUAAAUGAAUUUGUAAAGAUGUGGAUAUGGUGUUGUGAAAACAUGUCAUAUACAUCCAACCAUAUGAUCUUUCAUAUUGAGAUUGAAACAACAGAAGUUUUUAUUAUCAAUUUCUCUGAGAAAGGGUAGCGUGUUAGUAAUUCGAAACCAGUGCGGCUAUUGGCAAGUCUUGAAAUACAUCAGUGUAUUGAAACAAUGUCAUAAAAGAACAGAAAAGUGUUUACAAUUGAACAAGUGUCUCAGUAAAUGGAGAUACAAAUAAAGACCUGGCAAAAGAAAUAACCUAUUUAUCCAAAUGUUUUUGUAAGUAUUAAUUCGAAAAAAUACAGGUGUCUGAUAUUCACAGAUUAAGCUUAGUUGGUUACAUUUUCACGUUGCCUUCAAAAAGAAUAAGUCAUUGCCAUAAGUGAGCGCAGAGGAGGAGGGUGGGGGAUUGACUUAAACAUUUUCAAAGGGGUCCUAUUGCUGUUUGCAAUAAAAUACUUUUAUUCGUGUAAAUAUUGUGAAUUCUGAUUUUCCAUUUUUCACCUGACAAUUAGGGAUUUUGAGGCCUUAAAAGCAGUUAAGGUCAUUGGUGACCACUAUUCUUUCAAGCACAAGUGGCGCAUCUUACAAAUUUUAACAAUUAUUAAUCACAAUAAUUUGAAUUAUUUUGUCAAAACCAGUAAAUUAUGGAAUUUGUUUCUCAAAAUACCUUGUAAAUAGUUCAAAAUGUAAAGUAUUACAAUAGUUAAUAGUUCAAUUUAUUAAUACUAAUAUUAAGUAAUUAAAUUCGU